CUUGUUCUUCAUUUUUUUCUCCAACAAUCGAUGAAGAAAUUACAGCCUCCCACUUCAAAUUCGGUGACGCUCCAAAUCCUUCUACUCUCAAGCUGCUCAUUCCUUCCGUUUUUUUCUUUUCUCGGCCUCAAAAUCGAUGAUGUUCCAUAUUGUCAAAGAGGGGACAGAUCUAGUCACGAGUUUUAUCAUGGUGGUAGUGGGUGGUAAUCGACACCAGUUCCGAGAAAGAAGAGUUAGAAGACAAUGAAGGGAGAAAAGAAAGUGAAGAAAGUCGUAAUUGUAUAUAUAUAUUGAGAUUACCACACUAUACCAUAUGGUAACAAAAUGUAUUUUUAUGAAUAUCAUGUUUUUACUAUGUUCGUAGAGGGUUGUAAUUAAUUUACAUGGUUUUAUCUUCUCAUACCAUGUGGUAUUAUAUGGUAAUUAUAAUUAAUUUGUGG
This is a messenger RNA of Linum tenue, 440 nucleotides long. Lineage: Eukaryota; Viridiplantae; Streptophyta; Magnoliopsida; Malpighiales; Linaceae. The record is from the annotation of a GenBank genome assembly.